UACGAGCCGAUGUCAAAAUUUUUAAUUUUUGAACGCGAUUUGGAAAAAAUGAAUUAAAAUAGUUGCAUUGUAAACAAUAGCACAAUGAAUCGUUUAGUUCGUGUUAAUAGGCAUUGUUUUAAUACAUUAAAAUGUAACUAUAAGUUUUCACAACAAACUUUGUUAAGACCGAAAAAUUUUUCUCCAGAUUUACUUAUCAUAAGGAAAGUCCAUGAGGAAAAGAAAAUCCGGUCAACUCUUAAUUAUAUGAUUGCACUAGGUGUUAUGACUGUAGGAUUAAGUUAUGCAGCAGUUCCAUUAUACAGGAUAUUUUGUCAAGCAUACAGUUAUGGAGGUACAACGGGCCAGGCGGAGGCCACAGAUGAUGUGAGCAAAAUGCAAGCUAUCAAGGAGAGACCUAUUAAGAUACGUUUCAAUGCUGAUGUGGCCUCAUCUAUGCAGUGGAACUUCAAGCCACAACAAGUGGAUAUCACAGUGGUGCCUGGUGAAACAGCCCUAGCUUUCUACACUGCCCGCAACCCAACAGACAAGCCUGUUGUUGGUAUAAGCACAUACAAUGUGAUUCCAUUUGAAGCAGGUCAAUACUUCAAUAAGAUACAGUGUUUCUGUUUUGAAGAACAGAUGCUAAAUCCUCAUGAAAUGGUGAACAUGCCAGUAUUCUUCUAUAUUGAUCCAGAAUUUAGCGCAGACCCAAAGAUGGAAUACAUCGAUGAGAUAGUGUUGUCCUAUACAUUCUUUGAGGCAAAAGAGGGACUGAAGUUGCCAGUUCCUUCCUAUGUUAAAUAAUUUGCAAGACAAAGUAGUAUUUAGCUAGAAAAUAGAAAUGUAUUUAUAAUGUUGAAUUAUUUAUUUUUAAUAAAAAAUGAAUUGGAA
Messenger RNA from Zerene cesonia (dogface butterfly), 873 nucleotides. It is a transcript of the gene Cox11, whose product is annotated as cytochrome c oxidase assembly protein COX11, mitochondrial. Gene Ontology annotation, molecular function: copper ion binding. The record is from RefSeq and is a predicted model, not a curated record. The transcript has 4 exons. Lineage: Eukaryota; Metazoa; Arthropoda; Insecta; Lepidoptera; Pieridae. The coding region runs from base 85 to 786 and encodes 233 amino acids. Gene Ontology annotation, cellular component: mitochondrial inner membrane.